Messenger RNA from Gossypium raimondii (Peruvian cotton), 1805 nucleotides. RefSeq lists its product as uncharacterized. The transcript is spliced from 4 exons. NCBI's taxonomy places the organism in Eukaryota, Viridiplantae, Streptophyta, Magnoliopsida, Malvales, Malvaceae. The record is from RefSeq and is a predicted model, not a curated record. Bases 231 to 1313 code for a protein of 360 amino acids.
UCAUCAUCCUUCUUUUGCUUUAUACUCCUUUUCUCUCCUCACCUUUAUCUCGCUAUUUUUCAUCUAUCCAACUGGCUACUGCUUCUAUAUAUAUACACAUAAUAUUCCUAAUAUAUUUGUGCACAUUGUCUCUUCAACACCACCACUAUUUACUUGAAUCACUAUAAAACGCACAUUUGGCUCUCUCUCUUUGCUAAAACCCAGAAAUAUUAUACCUUUCUUCAAUCUAUAUGAUGGCUAAAGGGGCUUCUAAUUGCCUCUUUUUAUGCCCUUUGUUUCUUCUUCUUCUUAUCUGCUCUCCUGUUGAGAUUUCAACUAGGAUAGCUGCAUUUUAUGUUGAGGUAUCAACAAUGGCGGAUUUUGUGGGAAAACGGCUUAUUGGGGAAGAAAAGAAGGGCUUUGUUUAUUCUCGUAGGGAACUUAUUGGUGUAAAAAAAACAGCUCAACAUGAUCUUAUCAUCCCUCCACCGGCGACCUUUCCGACACCGAAUAUCAUCAACGUGCCUGCUACGAAUCCUGUGGAAACACCGGCGGCGAUCCCGGCUACCACGCCGGUCACGGUACCCUCUACGAAUCCUAACAACCCGACUACUGUACCGGUCACGAAUCCAGUCACGACGCCUGCGCCUAUCACGGUCCCGGGUGCAGGGGCACAGCAGCCGGUGACGAAUCCGGUAACGACUUAUCCGGCCCCGACGGGUGGUGUCCCGGCGAGCACACCGGUGACAACAAAUCCACUCCCACCACCUGUUAGUACAAAUGCCCCUGCAGUUCCAGGGCAGAGUUGGUGUGUAGCCAAGACCGGUACUUCGGAGACUUCACUUCAGACGGCGUUGGAUUACGCUUGCGGCAUCGCCGAUUGCUCGCAGAUCCAACAAGGCGCUAACUGUUAUAAUCCAAACACAUUGCAGAACCAUGCAUCGUAUGCUUUCAAUAGCUAUUAUCAGAAGAAUCCGUUGCCAACUAGUUGUGACUUUGGUGGCACGGCAGCCAUUGUGAACACUAAUCCAAGCAGUGGAUCCUGCAUUUACCCAUCCUCGGCCUCAGCAUCGCAAUCGACUCCAACAACAACACCGGUAACACCGUCAUCAACAUCAACAGGGGGAGGAGUACCAGGCUCGGUCGUCCCACCUUCGGUUUUGAACUCAAGCUCCUCUGGCUCAGGCUCGACUACCACCAGUGUUUUCGGUUCCGAUAUCCCUCCUACUGUCAGCACAUCGAUGUCCGUAUCAGUCAGUUUGCAACCUCCUUUUACUUGCAUCAUUCUACUGACAAUGACAUCUUUUGUUGCUGGAUUCAUCUUUAAAAAUUGAGCUCAUGGUUUGAGCCGUUUUUAACGUCUUUCCGGGGAAGAAACGAUGAUCUUAGAGUUCCGAAAUGACUUAGACAGCAGCCAAUGCUUGUUGAAGAUGUUCAUUGCCUGGAUAAGCUGCAAACCAAAAGAAAAAAGUAGUGAUUUUCACAUGAAAUAUACAAGAUGUUUAAUGUUAGGUGCUAUUUAGGGCUACAUUAGAAUAGGCACAGAGAUGAUCUUGUAUAUAUGUUUUUUAUCAGGUAGUGGAUUUUGUGCAUAAACAGAGAAAAACUGUAAUGCUAAAUGGGACAUAUUUGCAAGGUACUAUUGUUGAAAUGGGCAACUAAGAAAAGAAAAAUGGUGGUACCUGCAAAUUUGCUGCAUAACCCAUAUUAAUUAUUGAGUGCAAUUUAAACUAUGACAGUCAAUAUCUCAAUUAGGUGGCUCAGAUUAGUUUUGGGUUAAGUAGAUUUGGAUCGGAUUAAUUUAAAUUCGAGUUAAUUUGAGUUCA